Molecule: messenger RNA, 3080 nt
Organism: Phragmites australis (common reed)
Lineage: Eukaryota; Viridiplantae; Streptophyta; Magnoliopsida; Poales; Poaceae
Product: scarecrow-like protein 9
Exons: 3
Coding region: 370-2571 (733 amino acids)
Biological process (GO): regulation of DNA-templated transcription
Cellular component (GO): nucleus
Molecular function (GO): DNA-binding transcription factor activity; sequence-specific DNA binding
Source: RefSeq, a predicted model, not a curated record
GAGGGCUGUGAUCGCGCCACGCCACCCCCGGCCGGGCCCCGAGAAGGCUCGGGUGUCCCCGCUUUUCUAAUCCCAGCACACGGAGAGAGAGCGAGCUCGCGCCCAUCUCCGCAUUAUUCUUUUUGGAUUUGCUCCAUCCUCCACGCCCGUGUCCAUCGCGAGCUGCAUCACAUCAUCGCCCACGCCCAGCCAGACCCAUCAGUAGCGGCGCCGGCGCCGGCGCCAUCACCAGCCGCAGCGCAGCCGGAGGCGCCCCCCCCCCCCCUCCCAGCGCGCGGAUUACACGCGCUUCCGGGGCUGCUCGUCCUCGUCGGCGUCUCCUGUCAAGUUAAGGUCUUCCGGCGAGGUUUCUUGAAUCGAAGACCAUCAAUGGGUCUGGAUAAUACGUAUGGCGAGCUAUCUGGCAUGUUCUGUGGAGGCCUGUCUUAUGAUGGUUGCACAGACCACAGCAGUCCGAGUGAUUAUUCCAGGUUCACUUAUCCGCAGCCUGCGGUCGUGCCCCAGAUGGCCGCAGAACCCAGUUCCAAUCCUUCUUCCACUGUCUCGAGGGCCAACACAGAAACCGACAAUCCGGAGGAUUGGGAGUUCAUCUCAGAUGAGUCCCUCAACUAUAUUAGCCGGAUGCUCAUGGAGGAGGAUAUUGAUGAGAAAGUUAGCAUGUACCAGGAGGAGUCAGUGGCACUCCGUGCUGCUGCAAAGCCGUUCUAUGACAUUCUUGGGCACAAGUUUCCACCGUCUCCUGACCGGCAGCUGAUCCAAUGGUCCAUAGACAGCCCCAGUGAGAGUGGCAAUAGCAGCCAUGCUCAGUCCCUGGCGAGUACUGUUACUAGCAGCAGUAUUGGUGGUGCGGUGGAUAGCAAUCAGCGCCAUGACAUUGGAAGUGGUGGGCAGUUGGAAGCUUAUCGAGGCUUAUGUGGUCAGUCUUCUCAGCCGCUGGUUGGUCCAUCAAGUGGUGCUUGCAGUGCAGCGGAUGUGCUAGAAGAACCUUUGAUAACGAAUGGACGGAUUCCUGAGUAUUUGUUUGAGAGCCUUCCAACUUGGGAUUUCAGGAGAGGUGUCGAGGAAGCACGGAAGUUUCUUCCUUGUAAUAAUAAGCUAGCCAUUGAUUUAGAAACUACUGGAGUUGCAAGACCCCAAGAAGCAAGGAAAGAAGUUUCUUUCAAUGCCCGAAAGGCAGAGGUGUUGAAUGCCAAGAAAAACAGACAGAGUGAAGACCUUGACCUGAUAGAAGGACGGAGCAUUAAACAGUCCGCAUUUUGUUCUGAUGAGCCUGAUUGGAUCGAGAUGUUUGAUGAUUUGCUUCGACAAACAGAGAAGAAGGCCACUGAUCUGCGAGAGAUGAUGCGUAAUGAAGCCUCAAAAAAUUCUCAGGUCACCCAGACGAAAGGCACAAGUGGGCCACGGCCACGGGGAAGGAAGCCAACAAAGAAGGACGUGGUGGACCUUAGGACCCUCCUCAUCCACUGUGCACAGGCUGUGGCAGCAGAUGACCGCCGAACGGCUAACGAGUUGUUAAAGCAAAUAAGGCAGCAUUCCAAGCCAGAUGGUGAUGGUGCCCAGAGGCUGGCACAUUGUUUUGCAGAUGGUCUCGAGGCUCGCUUGGCCGGCACAGGGAGUCAGCUUUACCAUAAGCUUGUGGCGAAACGUACAACUGCUUCUGACAUGCUCAAAGCCUACCAUCUUUACCUUGCAGCAUGCCCGUUCAAGAGGCUUUCACAUUUCCUGUCCAAUCAAACAAUCUUGAGUAUGAUAAAAAAUGCAUCAAAGGUGCAUAUAAUUGACUUUGGCAUUUACUUUGGCCUCCAAUGGCCAUGCCUAAUUAGGCGGCUCUCCAAGGAAGGCAGUCCACCAGUACUGCGCAUCACUGGAAUUGAUGUGCCUCAGCCAGGCUUCCGUCCUACCGAGCGAAUUGAAGAGACUGGGCAGCGGCUUGCAGAAUAUGCUAAGAAGCUUAAUGUCCCUUUUGAGUACCGGGGAAUAGCAUCAAAGUGGGAAACCAUCCGUGCUGAGGAUCUCAAAGUUGGCAAGGACGAAGUGGUGAUUGUUAAUUGCCUGUACCGGUUCAGAAACCUUAUUGACGAAACAGUUGCUGUAGACAGCCCUAGGAAUAGGGUGCUCAACACCAUAAGGCAAGUAAAUCCAGCAAUCUUCAUCCAUGGAAUUGUGAAUGGGUCAUACAGUGUUCCCUUCUUCAUCACACGUUUUCGUGAGGCAUUGUUCCAUUUCUCUGCAUUGUUUGACAUGCUAGAGACAACGGUCCCGCGGAACGAUGCCCAGCGUGCACUUAUCGAGAGGGACCUGUUCGGUCGAGAAGCACUCAAUGUCAUUGCAUGUGAAGGCUCAGACAGAGUCGAGAGACCGGAGACAUACAAACAGUGGCAGGUGAGGAACCUCAGGGCUGGUUUUGUUCAGUCUCCACUAAACCAAGAAAUUGUGAUGAAAGCCAAGGACAAAGUGAAAGACAUUUAUCACAAGGACUUCGUCAUAGAUGAAGACAGUGGAUGGCUCCUGCAAGGCUGGAAAGGAAGGAUAAUCUAUGCCAUAACUACAUGGAAACCUAACAAUAGUUAGGUUCUUGAUCUGCAGUCUGCACAUCUCCUAUUCUAUUUUUGGAGGCAACUAACGCACAGUCAUGCUGUAUUCUAGUGUUUGGAGCUUGACCAGCAAACCUGUGUGCUCAAGGAAAUGGCUUGAAGAACGAACAAAGUGAUUGUUGCAUUGCACCAGAUCGACAUGGGAGCUUUGUAUGAGUUCAGCGUCAAUGACAUCUUUCUAGCCAAUACUGGGAUAAACUGGAGGAAAUGAGCAGUUGCUGACCUCUCCCUUGGCCGUGAUAGCACCACUUUAUUUAAUUCGUAGUUUUCUUCUUUCCAGUUACUUCUAUGACCAUCCUAUUAGCAAUAACCAAAUCGCAGCUCCUAUAUUAGUUAAUGAGCUAGCCACCUACCUACUACUUUAAGUUUUGUAUUUUUGACUUUCUUGUAUCCAUCCAUGUUAGUAAACAUGAGUUGGGUUCAGCACCAAUAAAUCAAAUAUUCCCCAUGAGUGAGCAUGAAGCAUCUACAUUUGUUCUGUGAAAA